AACACAAGUUUGUGUUUGCGAUUUUUAAAGAUGUCAACGAGAACUAGUUGUUCCCAAUUCGAAAUAAUGGUGGACUAUAUGGAAAGAAAUGGAGACCUCAAUAAGCCUGCUGGUGGACCUCACGGCAGGCUUAGUGCCAUUACAAAGUGGGAAGAAAUAACGAUGGCCCUAAAUUUGGACACAACGGGCCAGUCAAAGCCGGUGGAAAAGUGGAAAAAAAUGGUCUAUAAAUAUAAGAGAAAGACAAAUCAGGCCCAAUGGAGUGAGGACAGCAUGAUGCUUGCAAUAGCAGAUUGCAACUCUGGCAUUCCUGUGAAAACUACAGCAAAAAAGUAUGGUCUACCUUACGCCACUCUUUAUAGGCAUUGGAAAAAAGGUAGUUUAACUGCUCAGCUUGGUCGUUUUCGAAAAGUUUUCAAUGAUGAACAAGAGGGAGAUCUUCGGACAUAUUUGUAUGAUAUGGAUAGUAUUUUUUAUGGGCUAACUCGAGAAGAUUUUAAAACAUUAGUUUUUGAAUACGCAAAACGUAAUAUUGUCACUUAUCCGCCUAGUUGGGAUAAAAAUGAAAAAGCUGGUGAUGAUUGGUUAGCAGGGUUUAUGAGAAGAAAUCCACAAAUUACACUAAGAAUUCCAGAAGCUACGUCAAUCGGCAGAGUUAAAGGAUUCAAUCGUCCUCAAGUAGAAAGGUUCUAUAAACUGUUAAGCGAACAAAUUGAGAAGUACCAAAUUGAUGAUACCAGAAUCUACAAUGUAGAUGAAACUGGUAUUCAGACCUCGACAAAUAAACCACCUAAGGUUCUAUCAGUUAAAGGUAAGAAGCAAGUUGGAGUUAUUUCUAGCACGGAACGUGGACAAACUACGACAAUCGUGUGUUGCUGCAACGCAUCUGGAUCAUUCGUUCCACCUUUUAUGAUAUUUGCACGUAAAAGGAUGCAAGAUCGCCUUUUAGAUGGUUCUCCUCCAGAGACUCGAGGAAGUUGUUCAGCUUCGGGAUGGAUAAACGGAGAAAUAUUUUUGGAUCCUAUUGUAAUAUACGAGGACAAUAAUGGCUGUAUUAGUAUAGCAAAUAAUCCGACUAAUCAUAAGCGGACAAAACACAUAGAUAUAAAGUAUCAUUUUUCUAGGGAACAAAUAGAGAAAAAUGUAAUCAAGCUUAAUUACAUUCCCACAGGUCAACAACUGGCAGAUGCAUUGACAAAGCCGUUGCCUGCAGUGACGUUCCACGAAAUGACACGAAAUAUGGGUUUGCAAUAAUGAGUUAUGAUUAUUAAACUUAUGUUGAGAUUUGUUAUUGAUUAUAUUAUGUAUUAUUGAUUAUUUUGAUGGAAUGAUCUGAUAAGGUUUUACUGGGUUUUCCUUAUCCGAGCAACAAAUGUUGGAUCAUUAUAAUUGUAUUUUUCCCAAACCUACUUGGAAGAUAUACAGUUCUGGUUAGGCAGAUUGUUAUUGUACUCCAGAUUAAUUUUUGAGGGGGCGUGUUGAUUUGUUUGAUUGAGAUUGCAAAAAAAUAAUCUUUGUAAUGACUAGACUUGACAGUUUUUAAUGACGCAAUCAAGCCGCCAUCUUGUUGUUUACUUCGAUCUACCUCUAACGAUUUAAAUUUCAUUCCGUUAUACUCUGUGGUAGGAUCCAGACGUAUUACUUCCAAGUUAUAAAAGGAUAAUAUAAAAUUAUCGUACUUGAA
Molecule: messenger RNA, 1684 nt
Organism: Spodoptera litura
Lineage: Eukaryota; Metazoa; Arthropoda; Insecta; Lepidoptera; Noctuidae
Source: RefSeq, a predicted model, not a curated record